CUAAAUUUGAGUUGACUGGUAGCUCUGAAACUCUUCCGUUCACUCUUCUACACUAUGAUCCCUAAUCAUCUUAUACUCUACCGAUCAUGGAAACCGAAAUCAACGGUUCAGAUUCCACACAAACCUCCGAUCAUGAUCUCCUCCGCGCCGAGCUCGACUCCCUCCGCCGGUCUCACCGGAGCCUCCUACAGAAGACGGCGGCGAUGGAGGAAGAUUUCAACCGCGUCCAGAGCCAGCGAGACGAGGCGGCGGCUCGCAACUACGAGUUGACCAGACUCGUCGGAGAAGUUUCCGGCGAGAGGGACGCUGUAAGGGAAGAGCUUCGCAAGGUCGAAGACGAGUAUGCGAUGAAAAUCGAUGAGGAGGUGAGGAGGAAGGAGAGUCUGGAGAGUGAGGUUCGAGUUUGUAAGGAGAGAAUUGAGAGGUUGGAGAUUGAGAGGAGAGAAAGAGAUGAGUUUUUGAUCAAGUGCUUGGAUUCGCUCCGGCCGAUCGAGAAGGAGUUGAUCGGGAUUAUUGAAGGAGUUUGGGACGAAGAAGAUGACAAAGAAGUAGUUGAGAUUGAGAAGGCGGCAACGAAUGUGGAGGAAGGUGAAGCCGAAUUGGACCAGGAAUCGAGGGGAGUAUGGGAGGAGAUCAAGACUAUCAAGAGGCUAGUGGAGAUAGCUGAAGAGAAAGUGGAUGAUUACAAAGAAUUGAGGCAUAACGAGAGGAGGCAAUUGGGGAACAGUGUGGUGAGUUUGACAGAGGAGAAUAGGGAUAUCAGCACAUUGCUGAGGAUUGCUUUGGUGGAGAAGGAGGCUGUGGAGAAGAGGUUGAAGGGGAGCGGUGAGACCAAGAGGGUGGCCAUUUUGCAGAGAGUUGGAUUCAGUCCGUUCGGGUUUUUGAUGGGAAGUGGAGGCAAUGAGCAAUCAUUGGAGGCUUCCGGGGCUAAAUUGGAUGGAGCUAAAUUGGAAGGAAUGGGGUCUAGUGCGAGUAACAAGUCGGAUAGCAGUGAGUGUGAAGAGGAGGUUGUAAGUCUGGCAUCUACUGUAGAGAAGAUAAUGAAGAACCUGCGCCUGGAAAUCACUCAAUUGAGAAGAUCUUUGGACGACUCUAGGUCAGACACUGAGCGCCUACAGAGUCUCACAGAGAAACAAGCUCAACAAAUUGCAGAAAACAUGCUGUACAUCAAGGAGUUAGAAGACAGAGAGAGGGUGUUAACUGAAAAUGUUGAGGCACAGAUGAUUGAAAUGAAGGAUGCUGAAGCUGAGGUUGCCAGAUGGAGAGAAGCUUGUGAGUUGGAAGUUGAAGCUGGGAAAAAUGAGAUUGAAGAACGCGAAAAAUUGAUUGCCAUUCUGAAGCAAGAAUUGGAGAAAACAAGGGCUGCUUUGGACAUAUCAAAUGGCAAAUUAAAGCUGAAAGAAGAACUUGCAGCUAAUGCCAUGGCUGCUCAUGCAGCAGCAGAGAAGUCGCUCCAGCUGGCUGACAGCAGGGCAGCAGGACUCCGUACCCGAAUAGAGGAACUAACAAAACAGCUAGAAGAAGCAGAUAGCAGAGAGCGCAAUAGCCGAAGGGUGAGACAUAUAUGUUGGCCAUGGCGAUCCUUCAAAGUGAACCCCGCUAACAAUGUGCGACGAUUGCUACCAGAAAUGCAGGCCUUGCUUAAUUAUAGUGGGUGAUGAGUCAGUAACAUGAUUCAUUUUGUGUUGGCUCAAUAAGAUUUUAUUUGAAGUUCUUUCAUUUCUUUUAUAAUUUCUGUGCAGAUGUAUCCCUCCUUUGUUGUAGUUAUGCAUUGCCUUCUCAUUUGUUGUAUUUA
This is a messenger RNA of Rosa chinensis, 1795 nucleotides long. RefSeq lists its product as uncharacterized. The transcript is spliced from 5 exons. The coding region runs from base 87 to 1658 and encodes 523 amino acids. The record is from RefSeq and is a predicted model, not a curated record. NCBI's taxonomy places the organism in Eukaryota, Viridiplantae, Streptophyta, Magnoliopsida, Rosales, Rosaceae.